AUGGACAGCAUCGACGAGGAGUACGAUCGGCUCGUUGAACAUCUUCAUGACUGCACAAGAAAGGCUCAGAGUUCUAAAACCACCAAGAGAGGCCUGUCUCCGGAAACUCUGGAGCUGAUAAAUCACGAGCCUUACGAGCUCAGACAAAACCUCAAAGAGAGAAGAGCAGAAGUGUCGGCUGGAGCUGCAGAGGAGGGAAAGAGCAUUCGCUACGCCCGUCGAGAUUUCGCAAAUCGAGAGGCGAGGAUGAGUGCUCUCCGGAAUCCAAAUGGAACAUCAGAGGAUCAGAAGCGCCGCUGUAUUUGGCAAGUACAGCAAAAUAAGCGCACUGCAGGAAGACCGCCGACUAGAUGGUCAGACUUCUUCACAGAGUCUUUGAAAGGAAAACUCGAUGCUCUUCGUGUCCCAAGCGAAAGGAGAAACCAUUGGGCGACUCUGGCACGCGAUCGGGACAAAUGGAAGGAUUACUGGCGAAGAAAAACGGGAGUCAAGUCAAGCGUUACGCUUCAUAUGGCGGCAGAUCAUGAAAGUAGACCACUUUACUUUGCAAACGGAGAUUUUGCCAAGACUGUCGCUGACAUAAUAGCAAGUCCUCGAAGGGGAAAAGCAUAUGCAAGUCAGGAUGCACUUUACGAAAUAUCAGAGCGACAACGAGAAUACUACACAAAAUGCUUUCGUCACUUGAUGAAAACAACGCAGGGAACUACCUCUCUUGAAGGAGCUCUAAAUGGUGGUGACUUACGCGUUGUUCACUUCUUCAGGCGUAGCGGUCUGGACAACGAUUCAUUAUCAAGGAUCUGGAGUCUUUCUGACGUGAAUGAGGACGGUUGGCUAGAUAUCAAUGAAUUUUCGACAGCAAUGCAUCUUAUCGUUUUAAAAGUGAAGGGACAAGUUGCGAUCCCAUUUUGUUUGCCGUUUUGUCUACGACCUCCGUUGGGACCACCUAGAUCUAAUUCUCAAGUGCAAAUCAGUCCAGUUACAUCUACUUCUGCAGUUCAAGGUCCUCCUUCCUCGGGAUCAUGGGAUCAGUUUGAUGCCGUUGAUUUUGCUGUUCACAACUCUAUCAAUACAACGAAGAAGAACACGCAUCUUGCUGAGUUCUCCGAUGUGCCGCCGUUGUUGGUGGAUAGUCGUCCUACAGCUGUCAAACAAACCGUGCCAUUACUCGCAUUGAAAUCACCUUCUGGACCUCCCCCGCAACCUCCUCCAAGACCUCAGCAAAGGGGUCACAUAAGAAGUGCGAGCCUAGACAUGAUGAAACAAGUUCAAAUCUCACAUUCGGGGCUGCCAUUGACUUCUGGAGACCGAAGAGCUUCUGACUCCACAUCCACCGCAGUCGAGCAGGGAACUGCUCUCACUACUUCUGGUGGUUCAAUACCAGCAGCAGUUCCACCUCCGAUUCCUCAGAGAGUUUCUCCACCAGCGCCGAUUCCACGAAAGACCAGCACUGCAGAAACACAAACUGAAGGACAAUUUGUGGAAGUCAGCGAGAUAGAGCGGUUCAUUGCAGGAUUCGAUACACAAAUAGCUGACCUUCUUGGAGACGAAUCAGAUGCUACGGAAGGGAAAGGAGUGGAACGGUGGGCUCGACGCUGUGAAGGUCUUCGAGCACAAAAUGCUGAGCUGGAAGCAGAAAGAGCUCGCAUGGCUCAGGUGAGAGUACAGCUGGAGUUACGACUACAAGAGCUGGAGGAAGGAAGCAGUAAAGGUCGCAAGCCCACCUCUCUUUGA
This is a messenger RNA of Necator americanus (New World hookworm), 1731 nucleotides long. RefSeq lists its product as uncharacterized. The record is from RefSeq and is a predicted model, not a curated record. Gene Ontology annotation, biological process: clathrin-dependent synaptic vesicle endocytosis; endosomal transport. The coding region runs from base 1 to 1731 and encodes 576 amino acids. Gene Ontology annotation, cellular component: intracellular vesicle; cytoplasm; plasma membrane. The transcript is spliced from 16 exons. NCBI's taxonomy places the organism in Eukaryota, Metazoa, Nematoda, Chromadorea, Rhabditida, Ancylostomatidae. Gene Ontology annotation, molecular function: molecular adaptor activity; calcium ion binding; protein binding.